Messenger RNA from Durio zibethinus, 1775 nucleotides. RefSeq names its product peroxisome biogenesis protein 19-2-like. NCBI's taxonomy places the organism in Eukaryota, Viridiplantae, Streptophyta, Magnoliopsida, Malvales, Malvaceae. The record is from RefSeq and is a predicted model, not a curated record. Gene Ontology annotation, cellular component: peroxisomal membrane; peroxisome. Gene Ontology annotation, biological process: protein import into peroxisome membrane.
UGAUAGAAUGGACAGGGUCUUCCUAGGAAGGCUGAAAUCAGACCUUUAGGAUAGACAUUAGGAAUGCCUCCAUCCUCGUUUAUGCCUGGUCCAAUGAAUAGCAGUUUUGGGGAUGAGCUACAUGAGGUGUGUCCAAUGGACAGUGGUUUUUCCAAUCAAAUACAAUACUCCUUUGUGUUGCUACUAACUGUAUAUGAGACCGAUCUGAGGAACCGGAUGGAGUCUGGAUUUUCAGUUGAAACAAAAUUUUGGGUUACAUUAAUUGCUUGUGUCAGAGCAAAGAAACAAUUUUUUUCAACUUAUGGUAAUAAUAGAUGCAAGCAGCACUUAAGGCAGUUCUAUUAUUAGUAUCAGACGAGUGGAUAAUGGAAAUUAUGGUAAAAGUUUUACUUACAAAGAGAAGGUAAGUGUUACGUCUGUAGGUGAAAUCAAAUUCUUCGGUGUGGUAGGAUUUUUCCGUUCCUGGGGACUCAACACAAGAAGAUAAUGUGAGAUCCACUAUCACCGUAUUUUAUUUCUUUUUGAUAGUACAAAAGACAAAAGAAAAACGAAUAUGCAUUUAAGCAAUCCAAACUCCAGCCUUGAUUCUGACGCAAAACCCAUUUUGGUUGUAACGCCUGGUUGCUCUUCCAUUCUAAUUCAGCUCAACCCAUAUUCCCUCCAGAACAAAAAUCAUUGCUUUGAGGUUUCUCUACUUAUAUAUAUAUAGAGAGAGAGAAACAGAGGAUUAGAAGUCUCUGUUAGCAAAAAUGGCAGACAACUCUGAUGAUUUAGACCGACUUCUCGAUAGUGCUUUGGAUGAUUUCCAGAAUCUCAACCUUAUACCUUCUGCUCAAAGGGGAGUAGGAGGAGAUGAUGAAGAAAAGAAGCAAGAAUCUGGUUCUUUACCAAGUGGGGUUCAAGGAUUAGGUAUGGAAUUACCUGACUUGAAGAGCAAGAAAAAGGGAAAGCAAAAGGUUUCAAGGGAAUCCCAUGUCAUAGAGGCUCUUGAUAAAUUGAGAGAACAUACCAGAGAGACUGUAAAAGGAUUGGAAUCAAUGUCGAAACCUGGAGGAGAUGAUUUCGGGAAGGAUGCAAUAAUGGAGGAUUGGGUCAAGCAGUUGGAGGAUCUUGCAGGGUCUCAGAACAUGGAUUCCAUUGUGGAGACUAUGAUACAACAACUUUUGUCUAAGGAGAUUCUUCAUGAACCCACGAAGGAAAUUGCAGAGAGAUACCCACAGUGGUUAGAAGAGCAUAAAGCCAGUUUGAGCAAAGAGGACUAUGAACGUUACUCCCACCAAUAUGAACUGAUAAAGGAGCUUAAUGGAGUGUAUGAAAAUGAUCCUAAUAACUUCACCAGGAUUGUUGACCUCAUGCAAAAAAUGCAAGAAUAUGGUCAGCCACCAGAUGAUAUUGUGGGAGAGCUUGCGCCUGAAUUUGAUUUAUCCAAUCUUGGCCAGCUAUCCCCAGAGACGCUAGAGUCACAGCAAAACUGUUGUAUAAUGUGAGGCAAUAUCCUGUUGAAGACUCUGUUACUAAUACCUUUCUGGGAAAUAAAGUAGCUUUCCUUUAAACUUCAAGUCAUUCGAUCCUUCAAGAAAUUUCAUGCUCUAUUUUGAGCCUGGUUUCUUGUCAAGAUUAUGUAUGAUUAUGAGGAAAAAGGCUUAUGAGUUAUGACCAAGGUUCAGUAUGCAAUUUGCUUGGUGAUUCUUUAUUUAUUUAUUUAUUAUUUUUAAUAAAAGCUCAAUUUAUUAGGGAUAGACAUGAACUAGAUGACAAAAUAUUGUAUUGACAAA